Messenger RNA from Fusarium pseudograminearum CS3096, 1185 nucleotides. RefSeq lists its product as uncharacterized. Bases 1 to 1185 code for a protein of 394 amino acids. The record is from RefSeq and is a predicted model, not a curated record. NCBI's taxonomy places the organism in Eukaryota, Fungi, Ascomycota, Sordariomycetes, Hypocreales, Nectriaceae. Gene Ontology annotation, cellular component: cytoplasm. Gene Ontology annotation, molecular function: ATP hydrolysis activity; ATP binding; GTP binding. The transcript has 4 exons.
AUGCCUCCCAAGAAGCAAGUCGUUGAGGAGAAGAUCCCCCUGGGCAGGCCUGGAAACAACUUGAAGAGUGGUAUUGUCGGUCUAGCAAACGUCGGCAAAUCUACCCUCUUCCAGGCCAUUACCAAGUCAAACCUCGGUAACCCAGCUAACUUCCCCUAUGCCACUAUCGAUCCCGAGGAAGCUCGUGUCGUCGUUCCCGAUGACCGGUUCGACUGGCUCGUUGAGAAGUACAAGCCCAAGUCGGUUGUCCCCGCCAACUUGACCGUCUACGAUAUUGCCGGUCUCACUCGCGGUUCAUCUACUGGCGCUGGUCUUGGAAACUCUUUCCUGUCGCACAUUCGCGCUGUCGAUGCCAUCUUCCAGGUUGUCCGUUGCUUCGAUGACGCCGAGAUCAUUCACAUUGAGGGUGACGUAAACCCCACCCGUGAUCUUGACAUCAUCAGCGAGGAGCUCCGACUCAAGGAUAUCGAGUUCACUGAAAAGGCUCUCGAGAACCAGAAGAAGAAAACCCGUAUGGGUGGUCAGAGUCUGGAGCAGAAGAAGGCCGUUCAGGACCAAGCUACGCUUGAGAAGGUUCUGGCCUGGCUCAACGAUGGCAAGGAUGUCCGCAAGGGCAACUGGGGCCCCAAGGAGAUCGAGGUCAUCAACCCUCUUUUCCUCUUGACUGCCAAGCCCGUUGUCUACCUCGUCAACUUGUCUGAAAAGGACUUUAUCCGCAAGAAGAACAAGCAUCUUCCCAAGAUUGUCGAAUGGAUCAACGAGAACGCCAAGGGUGACCCUCUCAUUCCUAUCUCCGUCUCUUACGAGUCUCGUCUUACUCUGUGCGAGACUGAGGCUGAGUCUAAGGAGGAGCAGAAGACUGCUGGUGCUGACUCUGUUCUGCCCAAGGUCAUUCUUCAGAUGCGAAAGACCCUGCAGCUUGGCAGCUUCUUCACAGUCGGACCUGAUGAGGUCCGCCAGUGGACCAUUCGCAAUGGUACCAAGGCGCCUCAGGCCGCCGGUGUCAUUCACAACGAUUUCGAGAAGACCUUUAUCCAGGCUCUCGUCUUCAACUACAACAUCCUUAAGGAACUUGGUGAUGAGUCUGAGGUCAAGGCCAAGGGCAAGAUCAUGACCAAGGGUAAGGAGUACGUCAUGGAGGACGGCGAUAUUGUCCACUUCAAGGCUGGUGCUGCCAAGGGCUAA